AUGCUUAUUAGUCCCGCAAAGAUUUUGGUAGCUAACCCUAACUAUGACCGUUCGGAGGAAGUACUGUCCUUGAGACGGAAUGGCGACUCUCUGCAGUUUGAGUCGGACACAGAUGUGGACGUUCUGGAAAUAGACGAUGAUGAAAGACGCACACUAGCUAGGCAUCAAUAUCGCCCUCAUUCCCCUGUCCAGCAAGAAGAGAACGUUUAUUAUAUUGGUCUGCUAGACAUUCUGCAGCGAAAGAUCGUGGUGGAUGAACUCGCCGAAUUCGUGGCGUCGAAACCGUUUGAAUACUUCCAGGAGGAAUUUGAUAAAUUCCCAUACGGUCUUACGCGGCCACACAAUGAAGCCAGAAAGCCUGAUAAUGUCGCUAAAAACCGAUACCAAGGAAUAUAUGCGUAUGAUGACACGAGGAUCAAGGUUAAAGGUGGCAAGAAUGAUUACAUCAACGCAAACUUCGUUGAUGGUUUUCUUAAAAGAAAUGCAUACAUCGCUUCACUUGGCCCCAUGAAGAAGCAGAUGGGUGACUUCGGGAUAUUCUGGAAGAUGAUCUGGCAACACAAGGUGGAGAGGGUAGUCAUGGUUACCAACUUGGAUGAAGAAGGGAAAACGAAGUGUGAGAAGUACUGGCCUGAUGUCGAUGAUACAAAGGCGUAUGGUGAUGUGCUAGUGAAGGGAAUAACAGAGGACGUGUAUGCUGAAUAUACACGUCGAACGUUCAAAAUGACCCACGGUUCGAACUGUCGUACCCUUCACCACCUUCACUUCACUGCGUGGCCUGACAAGGGGAUCCCAGAGGAUGUGACAGCUCUGAUAGAAUUUAGACAGAGGGUCAUGCGAGUUCAGACCAAACUGGACGGACCCACGCUCGUGCACUGCAGUGCCGGUAUAGGCCGCACGGGAACCUACAUCGCCCUGGACAUUCUGAUACACGAGGGUGAGGCAGAGGGAGCCGUGGAGAUACAAGGAUGUGUGUUGAAUAUGAGAAGAAACAGGGUCAACAUGAUCCAGACAGUGGAACAAUACGAGUUUCUACACAGGGCCCUUGUUCACGCCUUGACCAUUGACUGCGCGCCCGUGGCCGCUAACCAGUUCGAGAACUAUGUCUCAGAGACAGGACAACAGCAACGAGAAAAGCAGUUCAAUCUACUGAUGUCUAUUUCUCAACAUAUGGUUCCUGAGGAACAGGACAAUAUGACAAGAAAUAAAAGUUUAAAGAACAAAAAUCGGCGUGGGGCUGAUAUCCCAGGUGAUGAAUACAGACCUCGACUGCAAGUCCUUUCUGGUACAGGCGACUAUAUCAACGCUGUCUAUAUUGACAGUUUAACGACAAAGCGUCACUACAUCGCAGCCCAGUCCCCUCUACCAGGCACCGUUGUGGACUUCCUAAGCCUGGUCUACCAGGAGGACUGUCCAUGUAUCGUCAGCUUUGAACAGACUCAGGAAAGUAAAGAUGUGGGUAUGUACUACCCAGCGGAUAACCAGGUCCUUUCUCGAGGAGAUUUCACAGUCAGCAGCUUCAAAAUGGACGAGCAGAUGAACAACUGUGUGCUGAGACGUCUCGUGGUGGAGAACAAGAAAAACGGAGGCCAUAAGAAAACGGUAACGCAUAUCUCGUAUGCGGACUGGGAACAAGACAAAAGCGUUCCAAAUUCUCCUGCCAAUUUCAUUCAGUUCAUUCACAAUGUGGAGAAAUUGGCGUCUGAAGGGACCAACCGUGGACCCGUUGUACUUCACUGUCUUGACGGUGCCAUGAAGUGUGGUUUGUUCUCUGUGGUGUCCACUUUGCUACAGAAGAUUGCGAUCUACCACGAGGUCAGCGUCGUAAACGCUGUCAGAAAGGUUAUGGCAAGGAGGCAUGGCGCUAUCGCUGCCCAGGACCAGUUUGACUUCUGCUACGAGUGCGUUCUGCAGUACAUCCGCUCCUUUGGUAUCUAUUACAACUUCGCGCCCUUAUGAUUCACUGACGAGACACUAUAUUGCGCAACCAGGCAUUGUUAUACAAGACGUUAACUCGAAAAUCGUUCUAGUGGGGUCUUUAAUAAGUGUGUUUCGAAGAUUAUCAUAUAAAGCGGCCA
Dreissena polymorpha is the source of this 2078-nucleotide messenger RNA. Its product is annotated as receptor-type tyrosine-protein phosphatase kappa-like. Gene Ontology annotation, biological process: protein dephosphorylation. Bases 1 to 1959 code for a protein of 652 amino acids. The transcript is spliced from 18 exons. The record is from RefSeq and is a predicted model, not a curated record. Gene Ontology annotation, molecular function: protein tyrosine phosphatase activity. NCBI's taxonomy places the organism in Eukaryota, Metazoa, Mollusca, Bivalvia, Myida, Dreissenidae.